Molecule: messenger RNA, 2710 nt
Organism: Carassius carassius (crucian carp)
Lineage: Eukaryota; Metazoa; Chordata; Actinopteri; Cypriniformes; Cyprinidae
Product: caveolae-associated protein 1-like
Exons: 2
Coding region: 319-1686 (455 amino acids)
Biological process (GO): transcription initiation at RNA polymerase I promoter; termination of RNA polymerase I transcription
Cellular component (GO): caveola; cytoplasm
Molecular function (GO): rRNA primary transcript binding
Source: RefSeq, a predicted model, not a curated record
GCAGCUGGCAUGCAGCUGAUUUGUCUGGAGGGUUUCACAGGAAAGUGUGGCAUUCACGACCCAGCGCUCAUGCAGUACGGUCCGUCCACAGCCUGCUUGCCAGCCUCCACUGCUCUGGCCAGAUCCCAAACACACUCAGAGAGAGCAAGAGAGAGAGGAGAGCAGAUGUGCUGAGUGUGACAGAGGAGGGAACAGUAAGGUGAACUCUAAAGGGGAAUCCUGAGAGCAGAAAGAAAGGCGAGUAAGGACACAGAACUUUCCACUGCUUAUAUCCUUCCACAUUCCACAUUAUUUUACCACAUAGUCAAGCUUUUAAACAUGGAAGUGAUUGAAGACAGCCAUCUGCACCUGGAGGUGCCUGACCCACACAGAUCCCUUACUGAGAUCUCAGAAGAUGAAAUCAACCUCCCAGCCUCUGACGAAGAAGACGAGGUCGCCGCCGAAAACAAAGCAACAGUUUCUGAUGAGAAAGAAGAGGUAGGAGAGGGAGACAAAGGUGAGAUGAAUGGAGUCAUGGUCUUGGCACUGCUGGACAAAAUCAUCGGGGCCGUGGACCAGAUCCAGCAGACGCAGGCCGGGCUGGAAAUCCGUCAACGGGAGAUGGACAGAUCCGUAACGGGCAUCCAGGGGGAACUCACCAAACUGUCCAAAAGCCACAGCACCACAGCCAACCAGGUCAACAAGAUGCUAGAGAAGGUGCGGAAAGUCAGUGUGAAUGUGAAGACCGUGCGGGGGAACCUAGAAAAACAGGCCGGGCACAUCAAACGGCUGGAGAGCAAUGAGAACGAACUUCUGAAGAGAAGAAACUUUAAAGUCAUGAUCUACCAGGACGAAGUGAAAAUACCUUCAAAAGUCAGUGUGGCCAAGUCCAUGAAGUUUCCAGAGCCUUUGGAAGGAGAAGCUGAAGGUGAACACAAAGCGGCAGCAGAGGAAGAAGGAGAGGACAAAGAGAAAGUCCAUCUGGACUUGUCCUCUGAUGAAGAGGAGGUGGAGAUUGAUGAGACCAUUGAGGAGUCUCGAGCAGAGCGCAUCAAACGGAGCAGCCUACAACGUGUCCAGAACAUCAAAACCGUUUUCUCCAAUUACAAAAUGGAGAAAACCAAGCAAAAGACCAAGGAGAAUUUGGAGAAGACCAAACAGAAGACCAAAGAGAAUUUGGAGAAAACUCGCAUGAAGACCAAAGAGAACUUGGAAAAAACCAGGCAGAAGACCAAGGAGAAUCUUGAGAAGACCAAACAGAAAACCAAAGAGAACCUGGAGAAAACACGUCACAAUAUAGAGAAAAAGAUGGGCAAACUCGGCAAUCGGAUGUCUGUGAACCCCGAGCGCAAGGAGAAGAUCAAGUCCUCGCAGAAGAAGAUGGUGAAGUCUUUCACUCCUGACCACACCAUCUAUGCUCGCUCCAAAACGGCUGUCUACAAGGUUCCCCCGUUCACCUUCCAUGUGAAGAAGAUUCGUGAAGGAGAAAUGGAGAUCCAGGGAACCGAGAUGGUGGAAGUCAUUGGGGAAGCAGAGGAGGUGGAAAAUGCAGUGAUGGAGGGAAGAGAAGAUGAGGAGAUGGAGAUGGAUGAUGGCGAUAUGGUGGAGGAAGAUGACGAGACAGAAGAUAGUCCUGAGAUGAGAGCGCUACUGGAGAGGGGAGAAGAGCUGGUGUUAGUGGAAGACCAUGAUAGAGAUAGCGAUUAGUGUGUAUAUGGGCGCAUACACAUUAGAGAAACUUGUUACAGAACAUUUUACUGGUAGGAUUAAGAUUGCUAUCAAGUGCCAAAUUUGAUUUCUAAAAGCUCAUCUCUCUAAGAUUCUGAUCAAUUAAUUGAUACCUAAAGAAGUUUUGGUUACUUAACAGAGCAUCAGUUUCACCAAACCCUGAUUAUUUUCUGCUACAUCUUUGUGGAGCAAGAUCCCCAUUAAAGUGUUUGCGGCGUUCUCUGACAUAGCAUAACUUCUAGUGUGUAGGUGCCCUAAGCAUGUGUGCUGUACUGCUAGUCCAGAUAUUGGAUUCUGCAGGAAAAUGUGAAUGUGUCUGUUUGCAUGUGUUUAUUUGCUUCUUUUAUAGCAGCAGACUUUUUCAAUCAAGGUGACUUCGUUCACCCAGUGUUUGUGUGAGUAAGUGAUUACUGUACUAGUCCAAAUGACCUUAGUUCCUUGAGUUCAUCUUGUUUGGUAAGGGUAAGGGGUGGGGACUAGGCGUUGCCAGCCAAUAAGAUGCAACAUGGUAUAUGGGAACAUUAUUGAGCUACAUGGACAGCAUGAACAUAAAAUUGCAACUAUAUGAAACAGAUAACGGGUGGCUUGAUCAAAAGAACAACAGACUUUUUGGACAGGUAUUUUUUUUUUUUAUAAAGUAAGACCAAUUAUUUUUCUUCUUUUUCUAGUCUCACAUGUAAGAGCCACAGACUGUUCUUCACCUUUCAUAGAAGGUGGAGGAACAAACCAAGAUAAGAAAACCUGAAGUAUUGCUUCUAAGUGCUCAUAUAUAUCUUUUAUAUUUCUCAGAGUUUAACGAAUAAUGUUACAUUUCCUUACAACAGGCUGUCUUAGUUAAACUGUCACACUGAUUAUUUUAGGUCUCAGUGUGACAAAUUACACAAAUAGUAAACAGUAUAAAAAUGGAAGAAUAUGAAAAAGCAUUUUAACAUCCAAAAUGAUUAUGUGAAUACAUGUUUUUGUCCUUUUGCAUGAGGUUUACUGGAAACUCCCAAAUCAUACC